AUGACUGCCACGACCCAUGGCCAUGUGGAGCGCGUAAUUUACGGCCUCGAGACGGUGGCUGCCGCUGGUGCAAUCACCCGAGCAGGGUUAUGCAAGAUAUGCACAACGCCAACAACCUCGGAAGUCUCGUGCGUGGUCCUCCUAGGUACCAGGUACCCUCGCGCGCCGGCGAUUCAGCAACGAGCCACAGGUCACAGGUACCAGAGGAGCGCGGUGGGUCUUAGCCGAGGUGCCGUUUGCGCGGCCAAUAGGGGGUCCCUUGGCGCAGGCUCGGCAUCGGAAGACUGGAAGCCCGUCCCGUGGGUCCUCCCCCUUGGGCUUGGGGACAGACAAUGCCCAGUCCAACAAUACGACGAUGAAUGGGGGCGAUGGGGGUGA
Messenger RNA from Histoplasma capsulatum G186AR, 378 nucleotides. RefSeq lists its product as uncharacterized. The transcript has a single exon. Bases 1 to 378 code for a protein of 125 amino acids. Lineage: Eukaryota; Fungi; Ascomycota; Eurotiomycetes; Onygenales; Ajellomycetaceae. The record is from RefSeq and is a predicted model, not a curated record.